Messenger RNA from Myxocyprinus asiaticus (Chinese sucker), 2653 nucleotides. Its product is annotated as sterile alpha motif domain-containing protein 7-like. The record is from RefSeq and is a predicted model, not a curated record. Gene Ontology annotation, molecular function: protein binding. The transcript is spliced from 11 exons. NCBI's taxonomy places the organism in Eukaryota, Metazoa, Chordata, Actinopteri, Cypriniformes, Catostomidae. The coding region runs from base 431 to 2020 and encodes 529 amino acids.
CAGAGGAUUACUGAGGUAAAUGUUGAAAGAGGUUUAGCCACUAUGCUUAGGCAGUGCUCUUAAUUACAUUUCAACAGAGUGUCCAACGUGCAGUUGGACGAGAGAUCACAGUGAUGUCAGUUAAGACAAGGAGCUGGAACUUGUUGGCCAGGGCAUCUGUAGGUUGGCAGCUGGACUGAUAGCUUCCCUCAAAGGUGCUAAGACUUCAGAGCUGUGGAAUUUCUUGUUGCUCAAACCAGCAGGGCACCUUCAAGUCUCAUACUGAUUGUUUGGUAUGCACAACUGUCAACUUGACAGAGAGCUUGGACAUAUUCCCAUUUCUCUGGCAGAGAUUCAAAAGGCUGACUGGAGCAACGUGACGGAUAUAUUUUGCACCUAAGUGAAGGGAAAAUCAAGCAGGAGAAGUAGUGAACAGGGAGGAGGCAGUGUCAUGACCCCACGUGAACAGCUAAGGAAGAUAACAGCACUGGGAGAGCAAGGUGUUCUAGAUGAGAAACACUGGUAUCGACUGGUCAGUGGAAUGUCUGCUGGAGAGUUGCGGCAGAGGCAUGAGCUCAUGAUGAGGAACCAGAUGGCCAUGGCUCCACAGAUCCUGACUCAGGGGCAGCAGAGAUUGCAGGGUGUGCCUGCACAGUUUGAUCCCCGCUUCAUGGAGAGGGAACUGGUGCAGCCCAAUGAAAUGGUAUCAGCUGACGCUAGACAAAUCCACAUGGGUACCCAUCUUGGUCCACCUCUGCCUCAAAAUUCCAAUGUUAUUCCAGGAAGAGGAUACCCUGGAACAGGUUAUGCCUUCCUUCCUACUGAAACCAUGGAGACAGUUGCAAGACGACAAGAGUUAAUUCACAAACAGAAUAUGGCCAGGAUGGAGAUGAAUGCUAUCCUGCACCAAAAAGAGCUGGAGAAUGCCCACCAAAAGGGUCUGAUUGGCAUGGAGAAUCCUAUGAUGUACCAAGGCAUCCAACCCAGUCCCAUGGCCUUCAGGGGUCGUCAGCGACUUCCAGAUGGACAUGAUGUGUUCGUCCAUCGCACCGCCCUUGAAGACAUGCAUGCUAACAGUCUCCUCAUGUCAAGCCCCUACCCACCAAUCAGUACAUUGCAAAGGGAGCGAGGGCGCAGGACAGGCAGAAGAGCCACCAAUCAUAAAAGCUCAGACAGUCACCUCUCACUCCACAAAGGCCAAUCAGAAGAGAAGAAUGUAGAGCAAAGUCCUGGAGGUGCUUCAGGGGAGGAGAAGGAGGCAGAAGGGAAAAGUGACCUGAGCAAUGAGGCCACCAUCAGCAAACCAAUCCAAACCAAAAUAGAAACUGAGCUCUCUUCAGGCAGCAGCAGAAAAAGUUUUAAAGAAGGAGAGCCCGGGAUUCGCAAGGCCUGUAUUAAUGGACAGGAGGACUGUUCAGAAGUCACCAAUUGCAAUGCCAGCACCAGGGACAAAGAUAUACCCAAUCCUUGCUCAGCUUUCCAAGAAAAGUUUCUGUACCCUUCUGCCACUGGCACAUUUACAGGCAUGCCCUUCAUGCUCCCAGUGCCAGGAAAUGGACUUCUACCACUUGGGCCUCCUAAUAUGUUUCUCAAUGGAGAAGAGAUGUCUUCACAGGAAGAUGUUCGCAAGUGGACAGUUGACGACGUCUACAACUUUAUCAGUGAAAUACCAAGCUGCUCUGAAUAUGCACAGACAUUCAAAGACCACAUAAUUGAUGGAGAGACAUUGCCUCUUCUGACGGAGGACCACCUCCUGGACACACUUGGGCUAAAGCUAGGCCCUGCACUCAAGAUACGAUCACAGUUGUCCCGACGGUUGGGUAACAUGUUCUACAACAUGAUGAACUUGCCGCUGCCUGUAUCUGGCCUGCAGCCUGCACCCGAGAAAGGUGGGGACAGAUCAUCAGACAUCAGCUCCCCCCUCAACUGUAACAGCAUGGAGAUGCUCAGCAGUCCCAGGGACACUGAGGCUCUUAAAUCUGCAGAGCCUGUAACUGAAGCUGACAAUCCUUCUCCGACCCAAAUGAGCGAGAUUGCCUAAAGAGGGCAUGAUGAACUACUGGACUAUUCACUUUUUUACCUCAAGAAUCUGUUGUGAUGCCCAAUGUAUUUGGCCUGACAAACACUUACACGAAGAUACGUUUUUAAAUAUAUAAUAAUGAAACAUUUUUAAAUAUUCAUUACAGAUAAAUUAUGCUCUACAUAAUACAAUAGGUUUGCCAUUCAGUCUCAAACAAUUCAUAAGAGUUAGUAAAAUUGUCCAUGCUGUUCACAAUUUUUUCAGCAAAUGUGUAUUUUUAAAUAAGCUAGCUUUAUUUUGAAAAUAUUAUUGUAUUUUUUUAAUUGUAUAAUUGUAUUUUGGUUUUUACUUUAAAAUUGCAUUAUUCUGUAUUGUUUGUUACAAGGAAAAUUAAAAAGAUUCAUAAACUCAUUUAUUUUAGUUUGAAGCAUGAUUUCAGUGUUUACUGUACUUCUAGCUUUGCCUGCUAACUAUCCACGUGAAGGCAGCUGAAACCAGCAUAAGCUGGUUGGCUGGUUUUAGCUGGCCAUUCUGCAAAGUCAGGGUGGUCAAUUGAUUGGUUUUAGAGGGGUUUUGGGCAUAGUUUCCAGUUAGGCUCAUUAUAAGCGACUUUUGGGUUGUUUUUUCAGAAAGUCACUUGUAAAUAUGGGCAGU